AUGACUGCUCCAAGACGUGGUGAUCCCGACUUUUUAUCAAAAACAAUUGACUCAUACUUGAAUAAUUUUCCUGAUAAACCUGAAAAGGAUUCAUUAUACGCCAGAACUCAAAUCAUCGUUUAUACUCAUUUCACAGACCAUAUUGUAUUUGACAAUGUUCAGGCAACCUAUUCAAAUAACUCAAAAGCUCAAAACUAUUUAAAAUUUCAUCGUGACGAAGGUUGGGAAGUAAACCAAAGAUUGCAUGUUUCAAAAGCUUUGCAUUUUGUUGCUGAUAAUUUUAAAACAACUUAUGUUGGAUUGAUUGAAGAUGAUUUUCCAUUAUGCGAAGAUAAAUGGAAAGAAUUAUUAACUAUUAUUUAUAUUGCUAACAUACAAGUACCAAAACAUUGUGGAGUAUUCAUUGGUACUGGUGGAAGUGGUUUAAUAAUGAAAACAGAUAAGGCUUUAAUAGCAUCAGAUUUAUUAUUGAGUGAAUUGGAUUUAGCACCAGAUGUUUUGAUACAAAAGUGUUUAUUAGGGGAAAUCAAAAAAUGUGAUGAAUGUUCAAAAACUUUGGUCAUCUCAAAAACUUUGUUAAUGUAUCAUUUGGGCUAUAACACUUCAACAAGUUCUAAUCGAGUAUAUCACAAAUAUCAAUACCAAUGUGGUUGGAGGCAUCCAUUU
Messenger RNA from Entrophospora candida, 666 nucleotides. The record is from the annotation of a GenBank genome assembly. NCBI's taxonomy places the organism in Eukaryota, Fungi, Glomeromycota, Glomeromycetes, Entrophosporales, Entrophosporaceae.